AUGAGUCAAUCACUGUCUGUACCUCCAUUUUUCGACGGAAGUAAUUAUGCAUAUUGGAAUGUUAGAAUGCGUGCGUUCCUUAAGUCCUUAGAUGAGCAUGUUUGGAUUAGCGUUCAAAAUGGUUGGAAACCUCCAUCUACUACCGUAUCAGGAACAAUUAACCUUACUGACAUAUCACUGUGGACUAAAGAUGAAUUAGCUGCAUGUAAUUGGAAUAGUAAGGAAAUUCAUGCAUUAUUCAUGGCCAUAUCUCCAGAAGAGUUUAGGAGAGUGUCUAUGUUUGAAGAAGUGAGGAUGAAAGAUGAUGAAACCUUUGAUGAGUUUUACACUAAACUAAAUGAUAUAGUUAACUCUAGUUUCAACCUAGGUGAGAGAAUUCCCGAGACUAAGAUUGUGAGAAAAGUACUUAGAUCUCUGCCUGAGAGAUUUAGGCCUAAAGUCACUGCCAUUGAGGAAAGUAAGGACCUAGAUGAAGUUAAGAUCGAAGAAUUGGUAGGAUCCUUGCAAACCUAUGAACUCACCAUCUCACAACAUAAGAAAGGAAAGUCCAUAGCCCUAAAAUCCAUUAAAGAAGAUGUAUCUUCUGAUACUAAGUCACUUAGGGAUGAGGAAAUCGCAUACUUUGUUAAGAAAUUGCAAAAAGUCCUCAAGAAUAGGAGAAAGCCUCAGGAUAGGAAGAGUGGAGCCCCUAGCAGAUUCACAAAAGAUAAAAUUGAGAAAGUUAACAAUAAAGGGUCAAGUGAGAAGACACGUUUGGUUAGAUGUCAUGAGUGUCAAGGAAUAGGUCACUAUAGGAAUGAGUGUCCUAGCUAUAAGAAAAAUCAAAGAAAAGGGAAAGAUAGGGCCUUAGUUGUCUCACUUACUGAUAAUGAAUCUGAGACCAGUGAUAGGCCAGAAUCCUCUAGUAGUGAUGAUGAAGGAAAUUAUAUGGCAUUUGUGGCUACUGUUAAGAGUGAAUCUGAUAAGGAAAGUGACAAGGUUGAGGAAGAAAAUUCAAACGAUAAUUCUGGUAAUGAGAAUGAGGAUGAGGAUGACAUAUACUUACAAGAAGCUUAUCAACUGUUGUUUAAGGAGAGUCUUAAAAUAAAGAAGGUCAAUAAAGCCCUACUUAAAAAGGUUGACGAACUUGAAAGAGAAAAAGAGCAACUGGGUAGUAAGCUUCAGGAUUCACUUAAGAGUGGUAGUGAGUUAAAUGGAACUAAUAAAUUGGAUAACCUGUUGGGAAUGAAUAAGCCAAUGGGAGAUAAGAGAGGUCUAGGAUAUGUUGAGGGUAAUACACAUGUUGCUGGACCAUCUAAGACUGUCUUUGUGUCUGCCUCUAAGUCUAAUGCUGUUAGUCAUUUGACUGAGAUGCUUACUAAGCUAACUAAGAGUACUUUGUCAUCUAAAAAGAUUUGGGUCAAAAAGGGUGAUCUAGGAAGACUUUCAGGUCAAGAAAACUGUUUUGUUGCUCAUGUUGCUUUAAAAGCUCAAAAUUCUAAUAUGUGGUACCUGAAUAGUGCAUGUUCUAGGCAUAUGUGUGGUAAUAAAGCUCUAUUCACUACUCUUGAUGAAUGUUUAAAGUCAAAUUUGUUAAGCAUUAGUCAGAUUUGUGAUGACGACUUUGAGGUUAGUUUUGUGCAGAAGAGAUGUACCGUGUAUGAUUCAUCCGGUGGGGUAGUCCUUGAAGGGGUUAGAACAUCUGACAAUUGUUAUGGGGUAUUACCUAAUUCUAACUAUGUUUGUAGGAGUGCUAAAAUUGAUGUGAGUGAGCUCUGGCACAAAAGAUUAGGUCAUUUGAACUAUAAGAGUCUAGAGCAGUUGGCUAAGAAAGAAUUAAUAGAUGGGCUGCCUAAGAUAGUUCCUAGUGAAAAUGUUGUGUGUGGACCAUGUCAACUAGGUAAACAACUUAUGGGGAGCCAUAAGAAGACUACUAAAAUUCUGAUCAAAAGACCCCUGGAGUUGGUACACAUGGAUUUGAUGGGACCUUCUAGGACUGAGAGUUUAGGUGGUAAGCGAUACAUUCUUGUUGUGGUAGACGACUUCUCGAGGUUUACUUGGAUAGAAUUGCUUAGGGAAAAAUCUGAUGCUAGUGACCUCAUAAAGUCUCUGUGUAAACGGCUUAGCAAUGAACUGAAUCUCAAAGUGUUUAGGAUGCGUAGUGACCAUGGAAAAGAGUUUGAGAACUUUAAUCUUGAGAGUUUCUGUAUGGACGAAGGGAUAUUGCAUGAGUUCUCUUCCCCUAUCACUCCACAACAAAAUGGGGAAUUAGCCCUAUACUUUUGGGGAGAAGCUAUUAACACUGCAUGCCACAUCAUCAAUAGAGUCUAUCUUAGACCCAAGACUGAUCAGACCCCAUACCUUAGACCCAAGAUUGAUCAGACCCCAUAUGAAAUUCUUAAAGGUAAAAAGCCUACUGUUAAGUAUUUUAGAGUAUUUGGGAGUAAGUGCUACAUUUUGCGGGAUAGAGAGAAGUUGAGUAAGUUUGAAUCAAAGAGUGAUGAAGGGAUCUUCCUAGGGUACUCUAGGAAUAGCCGAGCAUUUAGAGUGUAUAACUUACGUACCCGUGUGGUGAUGGAGUCUAUAAAUGUUGUAAUAGACGAUGCUGUUAGUGAGGGGGAGAGUGCUGAAAAAUGUGAUAAAGAUGCUGAUCUUUUGAGUUCAAGUGAUCCUACUGAGCUACCUGUGCCUGAAUCAUCUGAAAAGGAAACGCUUCCACAAAAUCUAGAUAAAAGUCCUAAGGAACCAUCGACUAGGGUUAAGUCUAGUCAUCCUAAGGAUAAUAUUAUUGGGGAUCUAGAUGAAGGGAUGAGACUUCGUAGGAGAGUACUGAACAAUCUAGCGUACACUAGCUAUAUUUCUCAGGUAGAGCCUAAGAAAGUUGAAGAGGCCCUUAGUGAUGAGUGUUGGGUGAAUGCGAUGCAUGAGGAGCUAAAUCAAUUUGCUAGAAAUAAUGUGUGGAUCUUAGUUCCCAGACCUGAAAAUUGCUUCAAGUUGCACCAAAUGGACGUUAAGAGUGCCUUCUUGAAUGGACUUCUUCAGAAAGAAGUAUAUGUGGAACAAUCUAAGGGAUUUGUUGAUCCAAAAUUUCCCCACUAUGUCUACAAACUUCACAAAGCACUCUAUGGUUUGAAGCAAGCUCCUAGAGCUUGGUAUGAGAGACUUACAUCAUAUCUGCAAAAACAUGGAUUCUCUCGAGGUGGCGCAGAUAGGACCUUAUUCAUUAGAUAUAUAGAAGAAAAUUUUACCAUUGCUCAGAUUUAUGUCGAUGAUAUCAUUUUUGGAUCUCCUCUUGAGUCUUUAGCAUUUGAGUUUGCUGAGUGUCUACAGAGAGAGUUCGAGAUGAGUAUGGUUGGGGAGUUAAGUUAUUUCCUUGGACUUCAGGUACGACAGACAGAGGAUGGACUGUUUAUCUCACAGUCUAAGUAUGCUAAGGAUCUCGUUAAGCGAUUUAGGUUAGAUAGUAAGAAGCAUACUAGGACACCGAUGAGUACUACCUUAAAGUUAGGUCGUGAUCCUUCUGGUAAGAGUGUAGAUCCUUCCCUAUAUCGUAGCAUGAUAGGUAGUCUUCUCUAUCUCACAGCUACUAGGCCUGACAUUGCCUUUAGUGUAGGAGUGUGUGCUCGCUUUCAGGCGGAUCCAAAAGAGUCACACCUAAGCUCUGUUAGACGCAUAAUCAGGUAUAUCAGUGGUACAGUGGAUCUAGGGAUAUUCUAUUCUAGGAAUUUCAAUCUUGAUUUGGCUGGAUACUCCGACGCCGAUUGGGCCGGAAAUGCAGAUGAUAGGAAAAUGGUAAUCCAACAUAGGUAG
Molecule: messenger RNA, 3789 nt
Organism: Olea europaea var. sylvestris
Lineage: Eukaryota; Viridiplantae; Streptophyta; Magnoliopsida; Lamiales; Oleaceae
Exons: 8
Coding region: 1-3789 (1262 amino acids)
Biological process (GO): DNA integration
Molecular function (GO): zinc ion binding; nucleic acid binding
Source: RefSeq, a predicted model, not a curated record